AGUAGUAUAAACAGAACACCAAAUCUUUGGUACGGUAGGCAUAUUCCCAAUUUAUUUUUGUUAUUACUGGUACAGCAGAGAGUGCAGGAGGAAGAAGACACCGGAAAAAAUGGAUUUGCUGCCGGCAGAGACGCCGGAACUUGCGAAGAAACAUGGAUUCCGAUCACUGAAACUGGUGAACAUCGACAUGGAGCAGCCGCUCGGUGAAAAACCAUACGGCGUAGACUACGGUAGGCUCGACAAUGGCCUCACUUAUUACGUUCGAUCCAAUUCUAAGCCCAAAAUGCGCGCUGCUCUUGCUCUCGUCGUCAAGGCUGGCUCAGUUUUGGAAGAGGAAGAUGAAAGAGGAGUUGCUCACAUAGUUGAACAUCUAGCUUUCAAUGCAACUACAAAAUAUACAAAUCAUGACAUUGUCAAGUUUAUGGAAAGCAUUGGAGCAGAGUUUGGUGCUUGCCAGAAUGCCAUGACUUCAGCCGAUGAUACUGUUUAUGAGCUGUUUGUCCCUGUAGACAAACCAGAGUUAUUACCACAGGCUAUAUCAGUCUUAGCAGAGUUUAGUAGUGAGAUUCGGGUCUCACCAGAAGACUUGGAGAAAGAGAGAGGGGCUGUGAUGGAAGAGUAUAGGGGAAGCCGAAAUGCCAAUGGUCGAAUGCAGGAAUCACAUUGGGCUUUGAUGAUGGAAGGUUCUAAGUAUGCGGAGCGCUUGCCAAUUGGAACGGAAAAAGUUAUCCGAACAGUUUCUGCUGCAACCGUGAAGCAGUUCUAUAAGAAGUGGUACCAUUUACAGCAUAUGGCAUUGAUAGCUGUUGGAGACUUUCCCAGCACAGAGGGUGUAGUUGAAUUGAUAAGGGUGCACUUUGGACAGAAAAGUUCAUCUCAUGAACCUCCGGAUAUACCUAAUUUUCCAGUUCCAUCGCAUGACGAGCCGCGUUUUUCAUGUUUCAUUGAAUCUGAAGCUGCUGGGUCUGCAGUAAUGAUCAGCUGUAAAAGGCCAUCACAAGAGCUAAAGACUAUAAAGGACUACAGGGAUUUGCUUGUGGAGUCCUUGUUCCUUCUAGCAUUAAACCAGAGACUGUUCAAAGUUUCUCGUAGGAGAGACCCACCUUUUCAUUCUUGCUCUGCUGCGGCGGAUGAUCUAGUAUAUCCAAUUAAAGCUUAUAUAAUGACUUCAUCUUGUAAAGAGAAUGGAACAAUUGAAGCUUUGGAGGCGAUGCUCAUGGAGCUUGCAAGGAUUCACCUGCAUGGAUUUUCAGAGCGUGAAAUAUCCAUUGUUCGGGCUUUACUAUUAUCUGGGAUUGAAUCUGCUUAUCUGGAGCGUGAUCAAAUACAAUCAACCAGCUUAAGGGAUGAAUAUGUGCAGCACUUUCUCUGCAAUGAACCUGUUGUUGGAAUUGAAUUUGAGGCACAACUUCAAAAAACUCUUCUACCAUCUAUAUCUGUGGCUGAGGUAGCCACAUAUGCUCAGAAGUUUUGCACGACAUGCAAUUGCGUCAUUAAGGCAAUUGAGCCUCAGGCUACUGUAACUUUAGAUGACCUCAAAAAUGCUGUGGCAAAAAUCACCUGCCUUGAGGAAGGAGGAAACAUCUCGGCUUGGGAUGAAGAGCAAGUUCCUGAAGAAAUAGUUACUAUUAAGCCAAGUUCUGGGAGUGUUGAUCAGCAGCAAGAAUUUGCAGAAAUCAACGUCACUGAGCUAAUUUUAUCAAAUGGCAUGAGAGUUUGCUAUAAGUGUACUGACCUCCUUGAUGAUCAGGUUCUUAUAAGUGGGUGCUCUUAUGGAGGUCUUUCAGAACUCUCAGAAGCUGAUUAUAUUUCAUGUUCCAUGGGUUCGACCAUUGCUGGUGAACUUGGUAAGUUUGGCCAUAAACCAUCAGUGCUGAUGGACAUGCUUGCUGGUAAGAGGGCUGAGGUUGGAACAAAACUAGGACCAUAUAUGAGAAACUUUUCUGCUGACUGUUCACCAACAGAUCUGGAGACUGCACUACAGCUUGUUUAUCAGCUUUUUAUGACAAAUGUGGAGCCAAGAGAGGAGGAAGUUAAAAAAGUGAUGGAAAUGGCAGAAGAAGCUGUCCGUGCUCAGGAGAGAGAUCCAUAUACUGCAUUUGAAAACCGUGUGAGGGAGAUAAAUUAUGGAAACUCAUACUUCUUUAGGCCUAUCAGAAUUAGCGAUCUAAAAAGGGUUGAUGCUUAUAAAGCAUGUGAGUAUUUCAGCAACUGUUUCAAAGAUCCAUCAACUUUUACGGUUGUGAUUGUCGGCAAUCUUGAUCCUGCUACUGCUCGUCCAUUGAUAUUGCAGUACUUGGGUGGAAUACCAAAGCCUCCUGUCCCAGUUUUGCAGUUCAGUCGUGAUAACCUCAAUGGCCUGCCCUUCACUUUCCCUGAUAACAUAAUCAGGGAAAUUGUCCGUAGACCUAUGGUGGAAGCACAGUGCUCAGUGCAGUUAUGUUUUCCUGUAGAAUUGAAGAAUGGGGACAUGAUUGAAGAGAUUCACUUUGUUGGAUUUCUGAGUAAAUUGCUGGAGACAAAGAUGAUACAAGUACUCCGCUUUAAACAUGGGCAGAUUUACUCUGCAGGUGUGUCUGUAUUCUUGGGGGGAAACAAGCCAUCAAGAACUGGUGACGUACGCGGGGACAUUAGCAUAAACUUUUCUUGUGAUCCUUCAGUGGCUUCAACUCUGGUUGACCUGGCAUUAGAUGAGGUUUUGCAUCUGCAGAAUGAAGGCCCUUCAAAUGAAGAUAUCUCAACCAUACUUGAAAUUGAGCAGAGAGCCCAUGAAAAUGGCUUGCAGGAGAACUACUAUUGGUUAGAAAGGAUUAUUCGAAGUUACCAAUCAAGAGUCUAUUCUGGUGAUUUAGGCUCUUCUUUCCAGAUUCAAGACGAAGCACGGUUGAGAGUAAGAACAUCUCUAACACCGUUAACAUCAAAGUUUGCAUUGCAAAGAAUUCUUCCAUUUCCUUGCAGAAAGAAGUACACAGUGGUCAUUUUGGUUCCUCAAACUAGACGUUUCCAAUUGCUAAGCUCAUUUUUUUGGGAAAGUUAUCCAUCUACGAAGUAUGCAGUAGGCAUAGCUGGUCUGACCAUUCUGACUCUCGCUUUGUGGAGAUAUUCGCGAAGUAAGCAUUAACCCGGAAUGAAACAUCCACAUACCCAGAUCUCUGCUUCAUGUAAGAAAACUUGUGCCAGAAGCCCCCGGGAGAUGUGCUCUAAGGAAAGGAGAGCUUGAGCUUCCCAGAUAAUCAAAUUUCCAUGAACAAGUUUCCAUCUAAUCAUUAACACCCUGAGUCAGCAGGAAGUUGCACCGGCGCUGAGCGCCGCUACCGGUGCAUAUUGUCCCAAGUCAUUUUGAUACAUGCCACAUUCAUGGUUACAGUGCAUUUUGGAAAUUUUUGGUUGAAAUUGUUUCAAAUUCAUUGCUUUUAGGGCAUGGAAAGAAAUAAACUGAUGCCUAAAUUCUAUAAGCAUAUGAGGUUUUGAUU
Molecule: messenger RNA, 3473 nt
Organism: Spinacia oleracea (spinach)
Lineage: Eukaryota; Viridiplantae; Streptophyta; Magnoliopsida; Caryophyllales; Amaranthaceae
Product: zinc protease PQQL-like
Exons: 22
Coding region: 110-3121 (1003 amino acids)
Biological process (GO): proteolysis
Molecular function (GO): metal ion binding; metalloendopeptidase activity
Source: RefSeq, a predicted model, not a curated record